UUCUUCAAUCCAUUAAAAGCAAUAAUGUCGUUUUCCCCUUCUCCUUCAUUCUUCUCAGUGUUUCGUUCUCCAAAGAGAUCCCCCAAACACACGAAGAAUAAGGUUGAACGUGAUCUUGAUCAUCAUCAUGCAGGUCCCUCCAUUGAUGCGCCAGAGGUUGAAGCUGUGGUAUUUCCGUCGCCAUUAACAAUAGUUUAUAACAAUGGAGGAGAAAGCGAUCGGAGAAUAAUGAGAGAAGGUGGUGGCGGUGGCGAUAAUGGUGAUGAUGUUGAAGUCGAAGAAGCGUGUAGAAGGUUCGAGAAGCAUCUAGUGGAAAUGAUAGUGGAAGAAAGGAAGACGAAGGACUUGAUGGAUGUGGAGGAGCUUCUGUGUUGCUGGAAGAAGCUCAAGAACCCUGUGUUUGUUGAUUUAGUGUGUGGAUUCUAUGGAGAACUCUGCAAGGACUUGUUUUCCUCCCAAACUAUUCAUGAGAAAAGUUAGUGUUUUAGAAUGAACUAAUUAAUAUGAAUAAUAAUGUAACCUAGCUUGUUAUUAUAGAUAUAGAUAUAGAUAUAUUAAUAAUAAUCUUGAUGCAUGCAUUGGUUAUAUA
Molecule: messenger RNA, 589 nt
Organism: Neltuma alba
Lineage: Eukaryota; Viridiplantae; Streptophyta; Magnoliopsida; Fabales; Fabaceae
Product: transcription repressor OFP17-like
Exons: 1
Coding region: 25-480 (151 amino acids)
Biological process (GO): negative regulation of DNA-templated transcription
Source: RefSeq, a predicted model, not a curated record